CCCGGAGAGUCACUCGCUCCUGUCACCACCACGCCGUGCAAAAGAAGGCGCAGCAAGCCUCAGUGCGGCUGCGGGCACUUGGCAUUGAGUUUCGGGGCGGAGGGCCGCGGUGCCCGGGGCCAGGCAGCGGGGCGCGGCGGUGGGUCUGGUGGAGCCGUGGCCUCCCGCGGGGCGUGGAGAGCGUUGGAAGCGGCCGUGGUGAGUUGGCCGCCGCCGAGGCUGCACCCGGCCCGGAGGAUGCCCAGGAGCCCGCCGCAGCCUCACGGCAUCAGAACUUUUUAGGCCGCCCGCCCCAUCAUCUCCCGCAAUCUCCGGGGCUGCGCCCCCGGCAGGUGUGGAGAGAGAGAGAGAGAGGGGUGGGGGGGCGCGCAGGCCGAAGCGUCCAGCUCCCCUCCCGUGCCCACCUUCCACGCCACCCCCCCACCACCCCACCCCCAGCUCGGCCGCCCGCCCGCCGCUUUGUUAGGGGCGCGCGGAGGGAAGGCGAGGCCGCGGCGGAUCAUGCCCAUGGUGUAGCCGGGCCAAGAGGAGGCAUGGCUGCGGGAAGGUUACUGCUCUACACGGGCCUCUCGCUAGCGCUCUGCGCCCUCGGCAUGCUGGCCGUGGCCAUCUGCUCCGACCACUGGUACGAGACGGACGCCAGGAAGCACAGGGACCGGUGCAAGGCCUUCAACACCCGCCGGGUCGACCCGGGCUUCAUUUAUAACAACAACAACAACUUGCCUCUGCGCGCCAGCCGCUCGCGCCUGGACCGCUGGGAGGGCAAACUCCUCCGGGCCCGGAAUCGCCGGCAGCUCUUCGCCAUGAGCCCCGCCGACGAAUGCAGCCGGCAGUACAACUCCACCAACAUGGGUCUCUGGAGGAAGUGCCACCGGCAGGGCUUCGACCCGGAGAUCUCCGCCCUCAUUCGGAAAGGAGAACUUGAGCGGUGCACGUACAUCAAGUACCACUACUCGUCCGCAACCAUCCCCAGGAACCUCACGUUCAACAUCACGAAGACCAUUCGUCAGGAUGAGUGGCACGCCCUGCACCUGCGCCGAAUGACGGCCGGCUUCAUGGGCAUGGCCGUGGCCAUCAUCCUCUUCGGCUGGAUCGUCGGCGUGCUGGGCUGCUGCUGGGACCGAGGCCUUAUGCAGUACGUGGCGGGGCUGCUCUUCCUCAUGGGAGGAACCUUCUGCAUCAUUUCACUGUGCACCUGUGUGGCCGGGAUCAACUUCGAGCUGUCGCGUUACCCGCGCUACCUGUACGGACUGCCUGAUGACAUCAGCCACGGCUAUGGGUGGUCCAUGUUCUGUGCGUGGGGGGGCCUGGGCCUCACGCUGAUCUCGGGGUUCUUCUGUACCUUGGCCCCCUCUGUUCAACCUGUCCCGAGGACCAACUGCCCUAAAUCCAGACCCGAGAAUGGGACAGUGUGCUAAAAACAAACAGACCCAUACAUAUAUAUAUAUAAAUAUAUAUAUAUAAUAUACAUAUAUAAAAUGAAACUCAAUCAAGAUGCCAGGGCCAGAGCAGCGCCGCGUUGGCUCAGGCGCCAGCAUCUCACCGGACUUUGUGUUGCCUCAUCUCCAAGAUGGGGAAAGUGUUUCCCAUCCUGUGGCUCUCCCAUCCGUUCUUGACUUCCGGCUUCAUGAUUUCUUGAAGACAGAGUGAACGCCACCACUUGCGGUAGCAUCUUAAUUCCCGUCACCCACCCACGCGGAUGCGGUGGUGAGCUGGAAGGGACAGUGGCAGUGGUCUGAAGCAAGCCAGAUGUAGAGAAGGAAGUGCCACACACUGGGCCCACAGGAGAGGACACCACCCUCAGCUGUCAUAUCACGGGGAGCCGAGGCCCCUACGUUCACAGAAUGUAACCACAUCUCUGAGGCCAUUUUCAGAACCACUUCUCCUGCUCUUCCUGUUCUGAGCUCCUUUCUGGCCCACCAGCAACACACAAGAGUAACAGAAAACAAACUGACAAGGAAGUUUUCUCUUUGUGGCCAAACUUUUGGACAAAGCUUUGGGGGGGGGGGAGGAGAACAUGCUGAGAGGCAAGAACCGCAUCAAUCAAAGGACACUUCAGUGGAUGCUCAGAAAACCCAGUCUUACCUUCCAGCUGCCUUACACCCAGUUGUUACACAAGAGGCCACCCUGUUCCUCCCCUCCCCGCACUCCCUGGGCAGAUCGGAGCCUUGGAACCAUGCUGUGAUGUGUGUGUGAGUGGGGGUGUAUGCAUGUGUGCAUAGGUGUUGGGUGGUUUGCUUUCUCUUAUUUUUUGAUCUAUCGUUUAAAUGGAAAUAUCAUUGCAUUAUAUUGUCAUCUCUCUGUCACUAUAGUGGUUUCUUGGCCCAACAUGGAGGCCCAGAAAUGAGCUUGAGGAACGGGCCUCCAUAGGUGCCAACACAGCAACUACAGAUUCCUGGAGAGAGACAGCGUGUGUGUGUGUGUGUGUGUGUGUGUGUGUGUGUGCGCGCACAUGCACAUGUGAUGGAUGUUUCCUGAGUAUGGGGGUUUAUGGUUUGUGUUGCAUUAUUUUUCUAUUAUUUUUGGUACAGCUGAAAUUUGUAGAGGGCAGGACUAACAACCAAACUUCUGGGCCAGAGGACCCGGUGCCUCAUCUCAUUACCAUUUUGGAACUCCUCAAGAUUUAGUCCUCUGAUUUUGGAAGUUCAAGACACAGCUGGGUACAAAAGUCCUGAGAGAAGAGUGGAACCCAUGGUUCAGGAGGGACAAGGAAUGUGGCCUCUGACUGCUGAUGUACAAGUUAUGUAUAGAAAACAGGACUCCAGUUCCUCAUUGCGGGGGCCUGUCCUUUGUCACUGGACACUUGCCCCUUUGUCGAGGUGAGCUCUGUGCAGAUGAGAGGAAAUGGUCACAUGCAGAGAGAGCACCUCCAAGCCCAUGGGCUCGAAUUUCUAUGGUAUUGUGUAAAUUAAUGGAGAACUCUUGGCUCUUUUCCAUUCUCUUCCCUUUCCUCUUGAUCUUCCAAAAUAGCUAUGUUAGUGGCUAGCCCUCAUGCUUGGGUAAAACAGGCCCAUCCAGGUGUCUCAGGCUCAUUUGAGCAAAUGGCACUGGGUGCUGGAGAAUGACCACGUCAGCCAGACCUGUUAAUGCCCUAGAGACAGGAGCAGCUCACAGUCACCUUGCGGGACCCUGCUGACACCAGGCGAGGAGAGAAUCCUGAUCUGGCAUAGGGAACCCUGGUCAGCCAUGCAUCAGGGAGUGCAGCUCCUGCAAAACAAAUCUGCUUUGGGAACAUUGCCAACUGCUCAGCGGCCUUCCCACUCCUGCCUCCACUCUCCCACCCCCCCCCGGCUCUGUUUCACACCCUGUCUUCCAACCUCUCCUCUCCCAAUCUUCUCCUCCUCUCACCUACUGACCCCUUCAUCUCCCUGUAAGUUCUGCCUAUCUCUUCUGCUCUUUUUGACCAUGUGUAUGUAGCCCACAUCUGGGUGUGACAUCUGAUGUGCAAGAACGGGCUUGAAUGUGGAUCUCUUGUGCGAGUCUUUCUGGUGCUGUGUGUGUGUGUGUGUGUGUGUGUGUGUGUGUGUGUGUGUGUACCUGUGCACAGGUAUGGAUACACUACUCAAGAUUCCUUCAGCAGGGUCCUGGUCAGAUUCUACAAAAGCUUUUGUGUGUGAGCGCCUUGGGUGUGGAUGUGUCAGGCAAUGGGGGGCAAGCUGCGUGACAGAAAAUUCUGUUGGCUUCCACUUGAGAUACAAAGGAUCGUUUUUAAGACAAAGAAGAAGGGAAAUAAUUUUCUGGAAAACCUAGUUAUUUUAGUUGAGAAUUUUUUUUUUAAGUUUUCUUUGAAACGUUACAUAUUUUUUCCCCUUAUAGUGAAGGACAUACUUGAGUUAGAGGAAAAGCAAAAGUAUCUUGGAUUGAGAGGCCUGUGUCUUCCUUCCAAAUAUCUUGGACCAGGCAGGUGUCCAUAAACAUCUGUUUGGGGGCACAGGGCUCUGUCUGUGAUUUGAUGCUAUUUUCAGUUGUUUUCUAGUUGCAGAAAGGUGGAAGAAACAGUUCUCAAGGGGCAAUUUGCUAUAGACUAUUUCAACUCUUCGUAAGUAACCAUGCCCAGAGACCUAUUGACAGUCAUCACCUCUUUCUUUAAACAUCAUCCUUGCUGUACACUGGUCAUCUUCUCUAUCUGAACUCUUACCUUGUGACAGACCUUUAAUAAUGUUCACUGCCUUCCUUUGUAAUGAGAGCAUCCUCAAAAUGUGUGGCAGACUCCCGAGAAGAAACAAACCAUUUGGACUCACCUCACCAUCAGAAGAGAGGGGCCUCUGAGUAAGUUUUUCAGUAGUGAGGCUACAGAUAAACACACACACACAUUCUGGGGUCUGAUCUACAUUUUGGGGAGCAGAAUCAUGCCCUGCCACAUGGUCAUGAUGGAAGCUCCCAAACAGAUUAUGAGUUCUGGUCAAGAGGAAAGUAGCCCAGGUGACCUCAAUCCUUCCGGCACUGGGGGCUUGACCACAGGCUAACUCAUGUACUUCUAAGCUGUUUCGAGACUUUCUGGCUAUGAGGUGGCUGGAGAUGUAGGGGAAAAAAAAAAUAGCCUUGGCUUGGGAUGCUCUCAAGGUCAAACUUUACUAAAAUCCAAAUCAAACUAGAACCCAACCUUUUAAGGGACUUAGAGUCAGUGGUUCUCAGUAUGCCCUAUGGUUCCCACUGAGGCCAAGUUGAAAUACUUUUAGGUGCAUGUAUGCCAAGUAUACAACCACGCGCGUGCUCUGGCUGUGUGCAAAGGAACUUUGAUCAUGAGGCUCCUUUCAACUUUCCUUUCUUUUCCUCCUUCUGAAUUGGGAAUUCAGGAAAGCGGAAUGUCUUGGCCAGAGAAAAGUCUUACCUUUUCUUCCCUCUCAUUUUUCUGUUUCCUUUCUCCAUAUUCACUUCUACUUUUCUUCUGUACCAACUUUGGGCAAUUAAGGUGGGUAAAUGCUUCGUGUCUAGAGAAAAUAAUGGCUCUCAGAGGCCGGGGCUCUGGCUCCGUGGGUAAAGUGCUUGCCCUGCGAGCAUGGUGCCCUGAGCUUGGAUUCCUGGCGUCCACGUGACAGCGAAGUCGUGGCCCUGGGGACCUUACAGGGACUGUGCUGGCGAGGCGGAGCCAGGGAACCCCUGAGGCUGAAUUGGUGAGACCUGAGCUCAGUGAGAGACCUUGUCUCAACGUGUAAUGUAGAGAGCGAUAGUGUGUACCUGAUGUUGAACUCUGGCCGCCCCGCACACGUGCACACAUGUGCACACCCACCCACCCGCACCUGCAAACAGGCCCUCACACAUGCAUACAAUGCACACUCCAGAAACAGAGAGACGCCAAGUAGGCUCUUUCUUUGAUUUUUGUCGCCCUGUGUUUCAGGAGGAGAUCUGUGGCUUGCUGGCAUUGAAUUUUUAAGAAAUAAAAUGUGCCUGCAGCAGCUUCAAGCACCCCCACAUGACCUUACCCUUUCAACAGCUCCACUCUCUCACCUCUGAGGAUCAUAAAGGCACAGACUGGGUAGCAAUCGCAGCAAAGACAAGCCCUCCUUGGUCUGAGGUCCCUGAGCCAUGCACUGGGUCCUGAUGUCAUGCUGUUAUAUCUGUCCUCUCCCUGGGAGUGGGUUCUACCCAAGAAUGCCACCUUCGCCCGCAGUGAUGGAGGAUAACCCGAGACUCCAUGUCUCCUUAGUCAUCCACACACACAGUAAGAGGGCUUGUAUGAAAGCUCUACAUAUAGCCAUCAGCAUCUCAUCUGACAGGAGAGUGUGCCACGUAAGUCUCCGAAGCUGCCCACUUGGGUCAAAUACAGAAUAAUGAAGGCAAAUGCAUCACUGGGGGCAUUUAGGAUGGGCUAGUUCCACCUGUCUAUACGGAGAGCAUUUAUGCAUGGAUUUUCAAGGUUGUGGGGGAGGAGUGGGAAGAAACAGACCUGGUCAUCCUUUGUGGUGGCUCGUGUGGGAGACUUGGUUAGUUCUUGUAGCUCAAGGGAAGCUGUUUUCCUGAACGUCUUCCCACUGCUCCAGGUGAAGCCGGUGAGCGCAUCCAUCCUUUUCCAGGGAAAUGCGAUGAGUCAGUGUGAAAGCUCACUUUACCACAGAGAGAAGUAACAAGUGUAUAGCAGUCUGAUCAGUCUUUCUGCUGCCUUCCAGCUGUUGAGACAGAGGAAGGGGCAGGAUUUUCUUUUUUUAAAGCCAGCCCAGCAGAGUAGAUGCAAACGGAUGAUUCUGCUGUCUGGCACCGUAGCUGGCUUCCAGGCUGACUUUGCUGUCUUCUCAGUGCUGCUGCCAUGGGGUGUACUGUUCCUUCGGCCUUGUUCCUAGUUCUUAGAAUAUGUUAUUAUCAGCUAUUGGGCUUUCCCCCCUGGGCCAUAUGCAGGCUAAUUAUAAAAAAAAAAGAAAAUACAAAAUGACUGAGAGAUUUGUCCUCAUCCCAUCACUCCGAGGCAUUUACGGCGGACCCAACCAUAAAGUCAAAAUCCCAGAACCUCUUCAACUAGUCUUUGAGUUGGCAGAUGGGGUUGGGAGGAUAUUGCAUAGCCACAGAACCGCGCUGAUUGAUCUUGUCAAUGUCGUUCUAUGAUGUUGGCAGCAGGCGCACAGACCUAGGCCUCAGAGACAGCAAAGAGGACUUGAAAGCUCAUGCCAGAGCUUGGGGAGAGUGUCGAGCAGGGCUACACGAUUAGUAUUGGGCCUCUCUCUCUCUCUCUCUCUCUUUGAUCUGUUCCUUUUUUCCAGGUACAAUCUCAAUCCAGUAAUGGGCAUAGGGGCACUGAAGCCUGAGAAAUUCACUACCUAAGCUACACUCAUGUAAUGCCGUUACUGUAAAUCUCAUUGCCACUCUUCACUAAGGUGAUCUGUGACGCGGGGCACUGUGUCUUCUCCAUACUUGAACUCCCUCAUCGACAGAAUGAGGACUGUGAUAACGCUUUACCUCAUGGUACAUUAAGGACGCGAAAGGAAUCGCAUAGUGGUUAGCAAACAUGAAAUGGCACGUGAGUUAUGCACUGUUCAAAUUGCCCUUCAACAGCAGGGUCCCCACCAAGAUGGAACUGUUCUAUUUGGGUUCUGCCCCACUGAGGAGAAGAGAGUCUAGAGAGAGGCCAUCUUGGUUGCUGAAUCACACUGUUCCUAGCCAGUUGGAGCACUCGGGCUCUGUUCUCCAUCCAGGCCCUCCACAGAAAUGGUCUCCUUGAUGCACUUUACCCAGAGCUCCUUCCUUUGGUUUACAGCCAGUUUUGCCAAAGGAACUCUUAUUCCAGUCGAUUAUCCCCAGAAGUGAUGGGAUGAAUAGACCGUGUGGGACAAAGAAUACAUAUUAACUAGAGCGGCCAUCUCCUAACUCAGGCAAGGGGUUAACGCCUUGUUUUCUUUCAGUUAGCAGUUCUCCUCUUAUCAUUUCUAGCUGUACUUGUCCAAGAAGGAGAAGUAAGGCAGAUGUUGAGGGAAAGAUAAGUACCAAGGAAGGCGAGCCAGCUUUCUCUUUCUCAGUCGGUAAAGCCAGUCACUUCACCAGAACCCUCUGGGAUCUGGUAGAAAGUCCCCUGGAUGUUGUAUCCAUGUAAGACAUGUUCUCAGUAUGACCUUCUUUUGCAUCCUGGGUUCUAAGUAAGAAAAGAGUUAAGAAGUGAUUUUUCAGAAGGGUCUCCGUCCAUUCUGCUUUCCUGUGGAUCAAAUUGCCAUGUCGUGUUAAAGCUUCCUUCAGGGGGAAGUUCAAGUCCUUCCAUUCUACGUAACUAGAGCCCAGCCAAUGACGAAGGUGACUUCUUGCCUGCGGCGGCGGUGGGUUCAGGAUGGAGAAACAGCAAACCGAACCCCGACCUCAGCAGCCGCUCAACCUGACGUCUCUCUAACACAUGCCAGUUUCCUACUCUUCUUGCCUAAGGCCUGGCAUUACUCCUUGGGGAGCCCUGGGGGCCCCUUCUCUCUCCUCAACCUUGAGCUUUUCCUUUCCUCUCUGGGUGGCCCCGUAGGCCCAUUCUCGUCCGUGUGUGCUGGUGCGUCUGUGUUGUGAGUGUGAACAGUGUCUUUUACACAGAGCUUUCACAGGACCACUCUCUCGCCCCUUUCCCAUUUCUUCCCAUGGUGUGACUGUUCUGCUAUUCAAGACUAUCUGUAAAAAUGUACAAUAAAAGUGGAAGCUGAAAACGAAGGGGAGGGGUAGUGUGUCCACUCAAGCGCAGGAGUGCAGCCCUCGGUUUUCUGAGGACUUGUGUGGACUGCCCUAGAAUCCUGACUCUGGUGGCAUUUGAAAGUAGAGAUGCCUGUGGCCCAGGAGAGACCUCUGGUCGAUUCCCUGAGGGUCAUCGGUGUUUGCUGCAAAGUCUCUGUUCUGACGGGCACCUACCUUUAGAGCAAAAGAUGUCUCCCAGAAAGUAACAGCCUAUCCUUAAAGUCCGAAGGAUGAAGGUCAUGGCCAAAGUCAACGCAAAGUCCUGACGCGGCUGGAAGCAUUUAGUGGCGUUGCCAGUGGCCCCCUGGGGGGACCUCGGGGUGAGUCUCGUUACCUCACCACGUCUCCAUGUCCCCUCAGCCUCCCAGGUAACAGGGUGGCUCUUGCAGCUCUUAGGGGCUCCGACUCCGCCCCGUCCAUUCUGCUGCUAAUUUCAGAGACUUUGUGCCCACGCUGGCUGCUGUGUGCUUGCAGAGCUGAGGCAAAUCAGGAGAGACUUUCUCCCUGCUGCUCUUGCCCCAUGCCUGCCCGCCUCAGAAAGUGACCUCAAGCCCACAGCCAGUCUAUGCCCAGAGUCCAAAGCCCUUUCCUCUUCCUUUCCGCUCUCAGAUGCCUUGUUUCCCAACCAUGUUGACAAGCUCAUCUUCCUCUCUUUGCUGGCAGAGCUCUGUGCGCUGGGCUGGGGGAGGAGAGAGAGGCGUCGAAGGAGAUGACGCCUGUCAACUGCUUGGUCACCUGGGACUCGCUCUACAAAUAUGGCUUCACCAUGUCAGAAGCAGAGGGUGGCCGAGGGGACAACUGCACCCUGAGGAAGAAAGCAGUGAUGGUGGCGGUGGUGGGGGGGCGCGGUGGAUGCCAUGGGCUGAAGCUGUGGGCCGGGGGUGGGGGCUACUUGUGGGCAUGGGAUACGGAGGCAGUUGAGUCACCAGAAUGUCCCCAGUAUAGUGGCAGAGAAGGAUUCCCAAGGGAGUAGACCUGCAGAAGGAGGAAGUAGAAUGUCACAGGGUAUGCGUAUCCACAUACAACUGCCCUGGAAAAAAAAAAAAAAAAUAGGUGCAUACCAACCUU
Jaculus jaculus (lesser Egyptian jerboa) is the source of this 9195-nucleotide messenger RNA. RefSeq names its product transmembrane protein 178B (gene Tmem178b). Gene Ontology annotation, cellular component: membrane. Bases 534 to 1418 code for a protein of 294 amino acids. The transcript has 4 exons. NCBI's taxonomy places the organism in Eukaryota, Metazoa, Chordata, Mammalia, Rodentia, Dipodidae. The record is from RefSeq and is a predicted model, not a curated record.